This is a messenger RNA of Vespa mandarinia (Asian giant hornet), 2293 nucleotides long. RefSeq lists its product as uncharacterized. Lineage: Eukaryota; Metazoa; Arthropoda; Insecta; Hymenoptera; Vespidae. Gene Ontology annotation, molecular function: protein binding. The record is from RefSeq and is a predicted model, not a curated record.
ACGUCUAUGCUUGUUUAAUGGUUUAUGUGCGCAUAUAUAAAACCGUACAAGACCUGUUCUCGCAUCUUCUGAUAUUACCUUGUCAGAGACCAGAACCAGAGACCAGAUCCUUCCUUUGCAUUUGCUCAUCCUGUGCCAAGAAUAGAAACGCUUGCCAGUCUUUAUUCGCCUUCUUCAUCGAACUGAACAACGCGAACUGAUUUCUCUUCCUUCGCAUUCUAACUCCUCAUUGGAUUUUCUGACAAUUCUGGAAAAAAUAUUUCAUAAACGAUAUGCGCUUUUUUAUUCUCAUCCUACCGCUGGUAACAGCGAUUCCAUUAAAAAGUUUCGAUAAAAAGUAUGAUCUUGGCAUCGAGAAUGGAAAGUUGAAAUAUGUUAAACUCAUCGAACCGAGUGACACCGUUGAUCUUUCGAAUCUCGAACUGAAUGAGCUCGACAGAUAUGCCUUCGAGUACGUUACUGACGUGAAAACAUUGAAUUUGGCUGGCAAUUCCUUGAAAGAUUUGCCUCAUUUCGUCUUCUCGAACUUGACCGGAUUGAAGAAUUUAUCUCUGGCUAGAAACAAAAUCGUAAACGUUGAAAAUCUUUUUGUCGGAUUGACAAAUCUUAAUCAAUUAGACAUAUCUUACAAUCCGAUUUCUCAUCUACGACGGGGAUAUCUUUUUGGUUUAACCAAAUCUGUCGAGAUUUUAACCGAGGGUAACAUCUUUUGGAGCAUAAAUACAAACGUUUUCACAAAUGUGUUUCUAAAGGAGGACGAUGAAAAGGAAAAUCAAUUGAAAAUCAAUGAUAACGAGAAAGAGAGAUUGAUAGAAGCGAGCGAUAGAAAAGUUCGAGAAAUAGAGCUGGAACAGGAAAAUGUGAUUUUCCGAAGGUAUCAGAGAGAUAUCAACGGUCAACUCGGGGAAAAUCCCAGAGCGAAGCUCAGCAUGACGGAUGACGGUGUCGUAACGUCCAUCAGCGAUAUCGAUAAUAACGAAACUUUGGAAGGAGGAUGCCGAGAGGUGACCUUCGAUCACAAGAAGGGACAACUCGAGCUUCGUAAUAUGGGUAUUAAAUCCUUCCAAGAAGGUUGGUACAAGAUCCGUUCCUUUCCGGUCAGUUCCAUCGAUUUAUCCGACAAUGAUAUUACCGAGAUUACCAAAGAAGUACUCAACGAUUUGCCAAUGAGCGUCGAGUAUGUCAAUCUAGCUGCUAACAGGAUUAGUCAUUUGUGGAAGAACGUGAUAGAGAAUCGAUAUCUGAAGAGGCUUAAUUUCAAGGCUAAUUCCAUCGAUACCAUCGAGGAUAACAGUUUCAAUAAAACCAAUCUGGAAGGCCUUUUUCUCGCGGACAAUCAGCUUGACAAUCUCAAUUUUCUUCAUACUUUGCCCUCGACGUUAACCCAACUCAUUCUGACUAGUAAUCAAAUCGUCUCCAUCAAUCGUGGUGACUUCUCGAAUCUAAAACGUUUAACUUAUCUUAAUAUGGGCAAUAAUAAGAUUACUAAGCUGCAAAACAACGCUUUCGAGGGCCAGGAAAACCUUCCUGUACUGAUAUUGACCAGAAAUCGUAUCUCCGAGAUCGAACCAAGAGCCUUCUCGGAUUUGAAAAUGUUGACGACGCUUUAUCUCUAUCAAAAUCUUAUCAGCAAACUCGAUAAGGAUACAUUUACUGACCUUACUAAACUUCAAGACUUAAAUCUCAUCACGAACAAGUUUACAAUUAUAUCCGAAGAUACUUUUCCUCUUUUGCCAAAAUCUCUCAUGUCUUUGAAUCUUGAUGGCAAUGAAAUAAAAAGCUUGGAAAAAGGUAGCUUCGUCGAUACACCGCGAUACUCUUUAUCCUUAAACGAAAAUCAAAUAUCAAACAUUGCCCAAGGUGCCUUUAAACUUCCGAAUCUUCGUAAUUUGUAUUUAAACAACAAUACCCUUACCACCAUCAAUGGCGAUAGUUAUCAAGGUUUACCUCAGCUACAACAUCUUUCCCUUUCUGGCAAUCAAAUAUCGAAUAUCGAAAAGGGCUCUUGCAAAAAUCUCGCUGGUUUACAAAUCUUGGAUAUCUCUGGUAAUCCCUUUCAACAUCUUAAGAAUGGAGCUCUUUAUGGUUUGAACAUUGAAAAAGGCACAUUUCUCUAUAUUUAUGACAAUCAAUUGAAGUCUAUGUACGGUGGUGUGUUUGAAGAUGCUUAAACGUGUUCACGUUACGAAUAUUUAAAACAUCUUCGAUUAGAUGUUACUAGCUCGACGUUUAAUUACCUCGCUUUAAAUAGAGUUUCAUCUAACGAUCAAUGUUGCGAAUUGGUAAAGUUUCA